AUGGGCUGCGGGGGCAGCCGGGCAGACGCCAUCGAGCCUCGGUACUACGAGAGCUGGACGAGGGAGACCGAGUCCACCUGGCUGACCUACACCGACUCCGAGAGCCCCCCGCAGGAGCCCGGCGGCGCCGAGGCCGGAGGGAGGGAGCAGGGCGCGGGGCGCACCGGUAUUCUGGAGGAUGGAAAAUCAGCUCAGACGGGUGUAAGCACAACGUCAGCCACAGCAGGGAUUCUGAACGCCGAGAAGAGGACCAUUGGCGGUCCCCAGUGCACAAACCCCACGGUUCACCCCACUGGAGCUGUGCCACAGCGGCAGAGCGGCUUCCGAGCAGCAGAGGGUAAACGGGACACACAGAAAAUGCCCACAAAAGAAGUCACCAUUAAUGUUACAAAAAACACCAGACAAAGCGACAGAAGGAUAACAAAGAAUUGUGUCAAUUAA
Messenger RNA from Cygnus atratus (black swan), 441 nucleotides. RefSeq names its product BAALC binder of MAP3K1 and KLF4 (gene BAALC). Gene Ontology annotation, cellular component: cytoplasm. The record is from RefSeq and is a predicted model, not a curated record. The coding region runs from base 1 to 441 and encodes 146 amino acids. The transcript is spliced from 3 exons. NCBI's taxonomy places the organism in Eukaryota, Metazoa, Chordata, Aves, Anseriformes, Anatidae.